Molecule: messenger RNA, 1212 nt
Organism: Stomoxys calcitrans (stable fly)
Lineage: Eukaryota; Metazoa; Arthropoda; Insecta; Diptera; Muscidae
Gene: Fcp3C
Product: follicle cell protein 3C-1
Exons: 4
Coding region: 486-1160 (224 amino acids)
Source: RefSeq, a predicted model, not a curated record
AUAAAUACUUUUUUAUUAAUAGAAAAAAUAUAUGAAUGAAAUAAAUGUAUAGAAUUUGAGAGAGAAAAAAACAAAAAUUCUUGAUAAUGUGGCCCUGAGACGUGUGUCAUCAAUGUUAAUUCAGAAACUGUUUAACGCAAUACUCUGGCAUGCUUUUUUUUAGCAAUGAGACACACCUUUAAAAUUUUUCAUUAAUGCAUAAUGCGCAUUGAUGUCUAAGAAGCCCAAGAACGAAAAAGACACGUUAAAGUUGACCAUAUGUAACACCGUGUGUUAUACACAGAUCUAGUUUAAAAUUCUUACGUGACCCCCUUAACAAAAUUACCAACAUGAUCCAUGGCUCAAGUUCAAGUAUCACCUAUCGACAUGUACUAUCGAAAACGACUUUAAAGAAAGCAUUGCAAAACAAAGCUUGACUUAUAAGACUUUAUGAAAAGAUAAAAACGAUUCCAUCAUGCCCCAAUGAAAACAGUUGAUAAUACAUAAUGGCGGCUCUUUGUGGCAUUCAAGGUAGGACGAUUUGGAGCCUUCUACUGGUGAUGGUUUUGUGUUCUCUUGUGACAGAGGCAGUCAUUAGUAAAAUCAAUUACAAAAAGGCUGAUGUGGGCAAAGAGAAAAUUGCCAAAGAAAAGACUUCAUCGACCAAGGAAUUUAAUGCAAAUCCAAAUGAUUCCACUACGGAUGAAUUAAAUAAAAAUUUCAAAUCAGACACAACCAAACUCGAUGAAGAAACAUCGUCAUUAGAUCCUAGCACCCAGAAAACUACUACACCAUCCAUGGAAAAAUCGUCUACCUUGAAGAGCAGUUACAAUAAGGUCCCGGAAAUAUUGCCUUGUACUUGUGGCAUAUUUCUAAGCUCUCAAUUCACCAAGGGAUCAACAGAACCUCCCCGAGGUGAAUGUGUCAUAUCGAAUGCUUUGGAGCGUACUUUCCCCUGCAAUGGUGUGGGCCAGAAACAAUGUCAAACCAAAUGUUUGGAGCAGAUUGUUCAACACCUACCCAAUUCUGCAAAUAUAUUGUGUGCGGCCUUAGAUCAUGAUAUACACAAAGAAAGAGCCUAUUUAUUUAUUAAAAACUGUGAAGAUAAAUGGAUCAACACCCAUCUAGCCGCUGGCCGGGAGUAUUGUUGUAAAAAUCGUGAACCGUGUAGUUGUAAAUAGACUUGACACGUAGAAUUAUUCGGAUAAUGUUAUAAAAUAAUGACUUUGUAUA